Molecule: messenger RNA, 2172 nt
Organism: Physella acuta
Lineage: Eukaryota; Metazoa; Mollusca; Gastropoda; Physidae
Product: serine/threonine-protein kinase Nek9
Biological process (GO): protein phosphorylation
Molecular function (GO): ATP binding; protein kinase activity
Source: RefSeq, a predicted model, not a curated record
AUGGCUUCGGAAAAUUCUGAUUUUGAUGGACCAGCCUCGGCAUCAUAUAUAUUUGUGAGAGUUCUCGGAAGUGGAGCCUUUGGAGAAGCUGUGCUUUACCAGAAAACUGAAGAUAGCAGUCUUGUGGUUUGGAAGGAAGUUAAUCUAGCAAGACUAAAUGAAAAGCAACGAAGGGACUCACAAGGAGAAAUUGAAAUUUUAGCACUGCUUAAUCAUGCUAAUAUCAUCAGCUACUAUAAUCAUUUUGUUGAUGAGGACAUGUUAUUUAUUGAAAUGGAAUAUGCCAAUGGUGGCACUUUGUAUGAUAAAAUUGUGCGGAGUAGCAAGUUAUGGCUGGAAAAGGAUGUUUUGUGGUAUUUAUAUCAAAUGACAUCAGCAUUAUCUUAUAUUCAUCAGUAUGGAAUAAUUCAUAGAGAUAUUAAAUCCUUAAACAUUUUCCUCACAAAAGUUGGUCUUGUAAAAUUAGGAGACUUUGGUAUAUCAAGGUUUUUAGAAUCAACCAGUGAAAUGGCAGAAACUCUUGUCGGAACACCCUAUUACAUGUCGCCAGAAAUUAUGAUGGGUGAAAAAUAUAAUUACAAGAGUGAUAUCUGGGCCCUGGGCUGUGUUCUCUAUGAGAUGUUGACAUUGUCUAGAACCUUUCAAGCCUCAAAUCCAUUAAAGUUAGCUUUAGAGAUAGUCAAUGGAGAUCAUGAGAAAAUCAACAAAGCUUUCAGUGAGGAAGUUCAUGUUCUUCUAGAUUUAAUGCUAAAGAAGAAACCUGAAGAAAGGCCAUCAGCAGAAGAUAUUUUAGCCAUGCCAUUGAUGGCUUCUUCUUCUGUCAGCAUGGAGCAAAAAGUGUAUGAACUAAACUCCACAACUAGAAGAGCUAAACUCUCAGCUUCCUCCACAUCCCACAUUGUCUCUGUUGUCACAUCAAAAAUGUGUGAGAUGUACCAGUGGGGUGGUGGAAAGAUAACUCCACAAAAACUGGAAAUAUUUACAAGGGAGAAAAGCCCCAUGCAGGUUGCAGCAGGCCACUCCCACUUUGCAGCCAUCACUUUUGAAAAAGAGGUUUAUACUUGGGCAAAUCCCCAAGGUGGGAUAUCAAUGGUAGGUCAGCUAGGUCAUGGUGACACAGCAUCAUACAAGGCCCCCAGAAGAGUUGAUGCUUUACUGGGGAUUCCAAUCUUACAAGUAGCCUGUGGGGAGGAUUUCACCCUCUGUGUUACAGAUGAUGGUGCGCUGUAUGCCUUUGGAUCAGAUUAUUACGGAUGUUUGGGGUUUGAGGCGGAUGAAGAGGAGACCUUAUCCCCUGUCCUGGUGGAUUACUUUACUGACCAUCCGGUGCUGGAGGUGGCGUGUGGGGAUGUUCAUGUCAUAGCACUGACCAGAUAUGGAGAUGUCUACACAUGGGGGUCUGGAGAGUUUGGAAAACUGGGCUUAGGCUCUGAAGACGACUUUAAUACACCUCAAAAAGUUGAGGUUCCUGGGAAACAAGGAAUCAAACAUGUUUGUGCUGGGGGUGACAGCUCCUUCCUUGUCUGUGCCAGUGGUCGUCUGCUGGCCUGUGGCAGCAACCAGUACAACAAGCUGGGCUUCAAUUCUGAGACUUCUGGUCUCAGGAAACGGAAAGCAAAAACUUUUGACAUUCCCUGUCGUAACACAUUUAGCACAGUGAAGCCACUCAACCGUUACAGCAUAGUUCAAGUAGCAGCUGGCAAAACACACUCAGGGGUCAUUGAUAACUUUGGUCAUCUGUUUAUGUUUGGCUCUAACAAAUAUGGCCAGUUGGGCAUGGGUGACUUUAAGCCCCGGCCAGGUAUUUGUCGAGUUAGUGGAGUCUUAACUGGCCAGCGAGUGGACAAACUGGCAUGUGGAGAUGGCUUUACUGUUGUGGCUACAAAUGAAAACCAGAUUUAUUCCUGGGGAAAUGGAGAGAGUGGCAGACUAGGUGGAACUUUUACAGACCAGGGCAUUGGCCCAAAUGGAAUGUGCACAGCCUUACCUAGACCCAUCUUUGGUUCCUUGCAUGUGGUGUCCUGUGUCUCAUGCCGGCAUUGGAACUCUCUUAUCAUUGCAGAAAAAGUCCUCAACCAAAAAACUCUGAAGUCAAGGCUCUCAUCUCCCAAACGUAUGUAGAUUUAAUAUUAUUACAUUUUAUUAUUACAUUUUAAACUGUAAAUUUACGAC